Molecule: messenger RNA, 753 nt
Organism: Coniosporium apollinis CBS 100218
Lineage: Eukaryota; Fungi; Ascomycota; Dothideomycetes
Exons: 2
Coding region: 1-753 (250 amino acids)
Molecular function (GO): protein binding
Source: RefSeq, a predicted model, not a curated record
AUGAGCAAUUCCACCCCCAAUUCGGCAAAAGACUCCGCAACCAAUCCAUCCAAGGACUCAAAGCGGGUGAACAGGAACGAGUUACAGUUAUUUACUGAAUUACCAAUCAAGGUCGAUGUGGGACCCAGUCCCAUAUCCUUCUAUGUACACGAGCGGCUUCUCCGGGACGCCUCACGAUUCUUCGAUGCGGCCAUGAGGGGCGGCUGGAAAGAAUCUACCGAACGAGUUGUUCUAUUGCCAGUGGACGAUCCUGAAGUCUUCAACCUGUUCGUCGGCUGGCUCUACAACCGGAAAUUCCCCACCAAGAACGACGUCGGAAGUGCCGAGGGCAACGAAGAGUACAUGUUGCUGGCGAAGCUCUACGUUCUGGGAGAGAAGCUUCAAGCGACUGCCUUCAAGACCGCAGUCAUCGGCGCUAUCCUCGGAAAGGCCAAAACUAAAGUUCAACCAGGCGGCCACUCCGUGUAUCCAGCGGGCUCGGUUGUUCGUUAUCUGUACGAGAAUACACCGCCGAAAUCUCCUGUGCGACGUCUGUUAGUGGACUUCUACGUUUGGUAUGGGCAAGGGAGCUGGCUUGCGCGGGAUGCUACCGACGCGGGCGAGUCGAAUGAGUUCUUGGUAGACCUGGCUGUUGCUCUCCUCGAUGGCAGACACCCACCCAGUGGCAGCUCCAACCCGAUCAACCUUGCCAAGUCCGGCAGGUAUUGUGAGCGCGAGGAGACCCCUUGGGAAAACGGAGCGGCGGGGAGGUGA